GCUUGGCUGGAGGAUUUCCUGAAGCAGUACAAGGUCAUCGAUCCGGAACAGGAACAGAAAAAUGCCAAUGAACCCGAGGGGGGGAGCUCCAAAGAGGCGAAGCAGAUUUCCACCGCUUUGUUGCAUGAGUUCAGCUUGCCCACAGCAAAGGACAUUUCUAUGGCCCUUCACCUUCGGUCCGAGUCCGAGAUCUUUGUGGUGAACAAAGGUACCAAAGAGUGGUCCAGCGUUGACCCAGCCAUCGCUUUCUUUGGAAAUGGCACAUGGAAGGUGCUCAAGGAUGGCCAGCAGCUACCAGAGAAUUCCGUGGAAUUGGCUUUCAAAAGCCACCGCGACCUCGUUCUUUUGAAUGGGUCGGUGCAGUCUUUGGGGGUUGUCUUGGCUGAGAUGCGCGCCAAGAAGCCCGAUGCAAAGAUUUGUUACCACAAGAUCAACGAAGCCGAGAAGCUGAGUGAGUUUAGCCUGACGGUGACCCACCGCGUGAUCUUCCAGUCAAAGCUUGAGGCUGGCACCGAGUUGUCGCAUAAGAAUUGCGGCCACAAGGUGUCAAGUCUAGUGAAGAGUGCCGAUUCGCCCCUGCAGAUGAUCUGGUAUGUCCGGUGGAGCACCAAAGGCUUGUCGCCGAUUAAGCCAGUCUGGCACCUGAUUGGCAAUGUGAAGUUGCCUGGUGAGA
Molecule: messenger RNA, 673 nt
Organism: Durusdinium trenchii
Lineage: Eukaryota; Dinophyceae; Suessiales; Symbiodiniaceae
Source: the annotation of a GenBank genome assembly